Messenger RNA from Chenopodium quinoa (quinoa), 923 nucleotides. RefSeq lists its product as uncharacterized. The record is from RefSeq and is a predicted model, not a curated record. The transcript has 4 exons. The coding region runs from base 16 to 630 and encodes 204 amino acids. Lineage: Eukaryota; Viridiplantae; Streptophyta; Magnoliopsida; Caryophyllales; Amaranthaceae.
GGGUGGGAAAAGCUUAUGGGUUCAGAAUACACUAGAUCAAGAAGAACUAGAUCAAGUGUUAAUUCGCCUCACCAUAUGAAUGCCAAGGAAAAGGAAUCAAUUAAGGCGGAGAUACGCAAAGAGGUGCAAGAACAAUUGCAAAGUCAAUUCAAUGCCAUUUUAAAGCACAUGAACUUGCCAACCUUGUCUUUGCCCCCGAUAACCCCAGUGGACUCAUGUAGUCACCCAGAAGAUGCCGGGGACGAUCCACUUGUUGAGAGAGAGAUUCCUACUCCUACGCAUGCAGACUCAAGGGGGAUUGCAAACCAGACACCUGAUCCUUUUCCAGAUGUUCAGGAAGAGACGCCUUGUGAGCUUUUUCACCCCGGCAAAAACGUGGAUGGAGAGUUGGUGGGGUAUGGUAGCGCACAACCGUUUGACAAGGUCCAUUUUAAGUCUAAUACUAGUACCCACUAUAUCUCGGUCGGGAUCAAUUCCAUAGUACCAGGGUUUGAGGACUUGCCACUACCGGCACCUAGAGAGGAAUAUGACUUCAUCACGCUGCUUGAUGCGAAAGGUAGCUUUGUGCAAUGGCCACGUGAUCGGGUGAGGUUGAUAGGAGGGGAAGAAGGUGGAGAAGCCAAAAUCUAAGAAUGUCCAACCUACAAAGAACAUGGAACAAGGACAAGGGUUGAAGAGUUCGAGAGGUUCUGCCACGAGUUGUACUCCACUAGUAGAAGUCGGCAUCCUGAAUUCGCUCUCUAGAGCUUGUACUUUUCUUCAUAACCGUGUGAGUGAGUUGCCUAGGGGUAGAUCUAUUGAAGUGAUUUUACUAAGGCAUUGUUUCACUAUGAUGAGGAUGGGAUCGCACCAAUUGCAAAAGAGGAUGUGAAGGAAUUUCUAUCCGGUGCCAUGCUUAACAUUUCCAUCGUUCAAGCUUUCAU